This is a messenger RNA of Pectinophora gossypiella (pink bollworm), 2874 nucleotides long. It is a transcript of the gene Ggamma30A, whose product is annotated as guanine nucleotide-binding protein subunit gamma-e. The record is from RefSeq and is a predicted model, not a curated record. Gene Ontology annotation, molecular function: G-protein beta-subunit binding. The transcript is spliced from 4 exons. NCBI's taxonomy places the organism in Eukaryota, Metazoa, Arthropoda, Insecta, Lepidoptera, Gelechiidae. Gene Ontology annotation, cellular component: heterotrimeric G-protein complex. Bases 494 to 712 code for a protein of 72 amino acids. Gene Ontology annotation, biological process: sensory perception of taste; phospholipase C-activating G protein-coupled receptor signaling pathway.
AAUUUUUAAACGCGAUUUUUAUUUUUAAAAUCAAACUCGAGCGUAUUAUCCGCGUCCUUUCUUUGUUUUCUUUUAUCUUUUUUUAAUUUGAAGCAUGUAAGCUUGCAGCCAAAUAUUGUACGUCCCAAAUUGUGGCGGUACACGCAAUAUUUUAAGUGCGUGAGUGUUGCUAUGUGGUUGGUUUCUGUGUGUAUGUGUGUGUGCGUGAAGUGAGGACAGGCGACGUAUUAUUGGGGUAAUCGAAUUAGACGUAAUUUAAUUACUUUCGCGGCGACUGUGGUACGUCUCUCGAACAAAUAGGUUAAUAUUUUGAGGAGGUUAUUAUCUUUGGCUUCCAUGCUCUUUGUAAUUUGGUGCGUGAGGAAAUUUAAUUUUGGUUAUUGUCUCCCCGGGUUGUUAUUUUUAAAGGACUCCGUACACAGUUUCCUGAAUUAGCAGAAGGGGUCUGCUCUGCUUCAGUUUAAGACAAGGAGUGAAUUAGAUUCUGCGCGCAAUGGACCCCAGUAUUCUGGCAGCCAUGGACAAAGAGGCACUGAAAAAGCAGAUUGAAAACAUGAAGUAUCAAGCGUCUAUGGAACGCUGGCCACUAUCUAAAAGCAUCGCCGCGAUGAGGGAAUAUGUGGAGGAGAACGAAAAGAACGACCCUCUCAUACACGCCCCAGACAAGAAAAAUAACCCAUGGGCCGAGAAAGGCAAAUGCGUAAUCAUGUAAUCUAUUAACCAUAAGUAAAAAAAAAGUAAAAAAUAUCACCAAAUUCUAAAAUUAUGGGACGCGCGGUCUGGUUCCCGCCAUCAUCGACAGGAUUGCUCAAGGAGUAAGGUUCGUCUCGAAGGAGUUUUGAAACAACUGCCAGACAAUAUGAGAUAAAUAGUGUAGCCUCGGUUCAAAUCGUAGCAAAACCAAAACAUCGCUUCAUUUCCCUAAGUUACGUUAGUUUUCGUUCCAAAAAAACGUCUAGUCCUCUAUGAAGUUUGUACAUUUUGACUGUGCGCGACGCAAGGAUGUACUUAUGAAUGUUUUUGUUGAAAAGAUUUUUAAAAAGGGUUGUAAAUACGUUAAAUUUUGUAUUUCUAGAAUAGAAUGUUCGGUCAUGAGUCUAUCUGUAGGGUAACUGGCAAGUAAAUAGAACGCGGUAAAGGGUUUAAAGGAAAAAAUAAAUAAAAUGGACGACGUAUGUUAACAACCACUAUUUAAGUUUAUUUUAGUUUAAAAAGUGCAACUUGAGAAUAGCUUGACAUGUUAAUUAAAAAAAAAUGUAUUGAGAACCCAAGUGGGUCCAUACAAAAGCAAAGCAACUUCCUCUUCCAAUAUUUUGUAUGGAUACACUUUGGAUUCUUCUACAAGCCAAUGAAGUCCAAACUUUAUUCGCUUCUAAAGUUAUUUAAAAUAGAGUUGUAAAAACUUUGCCAUCGCCUAGAAAAUAAAUUGCGAGAAUUAAAUGUAAAGAUUCAUUGAGCUCGCGAAUCUUUACAUUUAAAAGUCUUAAUAAUAAUGUUAAAUAUAAAACUAUAGGGUAAUCGCAGAUCACAACUUAACAUAUAUUUGCUGAAUCACGGAAUUUAGAGAAAUUAUGGUAAAUUAUUGGCAAUAAAGGGAGAGUAGAUAUUCGAAUUAAAGAUGGCGUUAAAUGUAGUUGGACUGUAAAGCUAGGUUUAAAAUUAUUGCGACAUAAUCUCAUUCGAAACCAAAAUAAUGUUAAGCUGAGGAUUAGGAUACUUUUUUAUAAACAUGGGGUACAUUCCGCAGUGCCAUUAUAAUAGUUAAAAGCUUUUUAUAAAUAUCUCUUAGCGUCUAUCUUCUAUACUCCAAUCUCUUCUACUGGUGCGGGGUGUAUUUUUAUUAAAAACUUUUACAAAAUAAUUCAAAAAAAAAGAAAAAACAAAUCAUCAACGAAUCAAUUCUGUUUUGAAUAAAAUUUCCUAUCUCUUGUUAAAACAUGUAUAAAAUUAAUGACAACAGUAUUAUUAAUAAAAAAAUUUUUUAAUAAAAAUACGUCCCGCAAAUUCUAUCAUUUACCUACACAGCACACGGAUCCAUUUAUUUAUUUAAACCAAACAAAAUCAUUCCAUUCUUUGCAAAAUUUUCUUCGCCAUAAAGACAUUUAGAUAAUAAAAAAAAUCGACUAUCAACUACAAUUUUAAAUCUAGCACUUGAUUAGCUUAGUAUAAUUCAAAAUUAAAUUGAAAAAUUCUACCUAAGUCGUUCGAGUUUACUUAUUAAAGCAAACUAUAGUAGUUUCCAAAAUAAACUUCUUCUAAAUUUAUAUCUAAGGUUUCUGGGCUUGAAACUUCAAAGCUUUUCGUAAUUUAUAUAUACUGAAAUAUAUUCGUAAUUACCACCGCUUCAGUGGUAAAUGUAAUAACUAAAUAAUAUACGCGAUAUAUAUAAAUUACGAAUUGGUUUAGUACUCUUACUCUUGUAGCUCUAUAAAUCUAACGAUCCCUCUAAAAGGAUUGCGUUUAAUCCUAAUUUUCAUAAAAAUAGAAAAAAUGUUUAAACUUACGCACUGUAGAUACCUAAUUAUAGAUUAAAAAAAUAAAACUAACCUUAAAAUUUAAAAACUAAAAUAUAAAUUACCUUCCCAGUUUACCAUAUCUAGACAUGAAAAUGAUGAAUCAUACUGGCUGUGAGUAUUUCUGGUUAUUUUAGUCGCUUUCACGGGUCACUCACUCAUUAGUAAAAAAAAAGUACUAAAUAAAUGCUACUACCGACAAUAAAUUCCAUACUUUUUAAAUUCAAAAUACAUUUACAUUAAAGUAUUUUAUAGCAUCCGCUUUGCACAUAAACGCAAGUAUUCGAACGUUAUCUUCUCAUUCAAUCCGGAUCGACUAAUAAUACGUCUCUAUUAUCACGUCACAUAAAAUUUGACAUUU